GAGCUUAGCGAAGAUCGGUUCGUCCUUCUGAUUUAUUUUGCUGUAGACAUUUAUCUCUCUCUCUCGUGUACGUUUAACGUGUACGUGUAGUUCUUGAUUAUUAAAUUACGUUGUAUGCUCUUUGUGCUUUCGUUGAUUUUCAUCCACGUUUCGACAUGUCAGAACGUCGUAGAAUUUUUUCAUCAACGAGAUUAAACGAGCAAGAGAGAGCAUUCGGUAAGGAGAAUAUUUGCGAUUUAAGGCAAUCCAACAAAUUGGCUGGUACCAAUUCUCAGAAGGCUCCAUCUUCGAAAAAAUCUCAUCCCAGUGAUAUCGGUGGUCCGUGUUAUUGUAAUGUGAACCCGUGUAACAAUAUAAUUAUCAACAAUGUCAAGUCGUCGGCGAAAAAGACACCGUUUCGAAUUCACUUUGAUCGUGCUGGAAACGAUUUUAACAAAGGAGUUCGCGUCCGAGAACGGAUCGUCGAGUAUGAUACUCGCAGGAUCGAGGAACUUAAGAGAAAUACACGAUUUUUGGAUAAUAAGCUCGUGUUAUGCCCGAGACGCGAUUUUUACACGAAGAAAGAACAACCGGAAGUGAACGUGGCCCAGAAUUUCAAGAGAAACAAGGAGAUCGUUCCUAACUCACCCGUUUCUUCAUCUUCUGAUAAAAGGACAGUAAGAUCGGUUAAAUCCAUUUUCGAUCUCAAAUUACCAAAGGGACAGAUUUCAAUCACAAAAUCUUUGGUAGAUCUUUCUCAGGAAAGUAAACGAUCAACAAACAUUGUCAACAAUCAAGUCCGCGAUGCAAGUAAACAAGAUUUUCGUCCUAGAAAGUCUACGUACGUUGAAAAGAAAGAAUUGUUGUGUGCGACGUCUCACUUACGCUCAAGAUAUUGUUCCGAUCAACGUACAGUCGUCGUAACUAGGAGCAGAAUAGCCUCGACUGGUUCUACAAACAAAGAUAUUGUCGAUGGACAGAAAGAACAGGGUGGUGGAUUGUAUAAAUGGAACGCAUUCGAUGGAAACAAAGAUUCGUUAUUUGCGGGUAUUUCGACUAUACUUUCCUCCGAUUCGUUGAAGAAUCAAGCUAUUACUAGAGGCCCGAAUAAGUCUGACUCAUUAGAUAUAUUGAUAUCUCGAGGAAAACUAACGAACGAUCGGGAAAGGCAACCGUCGGUAUGGAAUAAAAUUCCAUCGAAGGUACAAGGGAAAGUAAAAAACGAUUGGGAAGUCGUUAAACAGAAUACUGAUUUUUCUCCGUACUUGUUAUAUCAUGCCGAUUAUCUCGUUGAUCUGCUGACUAUUGAAAAAGAUAAGGAAGAUAAUUCACCAAAAUUAUCUUCCGGAUUUAUCGACAAAUAUACUAAUAACGAACCGAGAAAUAUAAUAGUCGCUUUUCUCAUACAUCUGGCUACACAUUGCCGCUAUCCGUCGUUCAUUCUCUAUCAAGCGGUGAAACUUUUUGAUAUUAUUCUCGACAAAAUUCCUAUAGAUAUAACGGACAUGCAAUUGGUGGCUAUAACAGCGUUAUGGGUUGUCCUGAAGAAAGAAGGAAACUUCAAUAACGUUCCAUCGGCAACAUUAAUGCUCGGCCUAAUUCCGAAUCAACAGUACGCUAACGUAGAUAUAUUGGCCGAAUGGGAGAGAGUGAUCUUGCGUUCUCUCAAAUUUAAUAUAUCAUUUUCCGAUCCAUUUUCUAUUUUCGUUUUUUACGUGGUUAAUUGCGAUUACCACGAUCAGGAUAGUAUUUCCAAUCGUACCAUCACCAAAAUCUAUUACUGCGGAGGUUAUAUUAUCGAUUUGACGUUAUUGGAUGUGAGCUUUAGUUACAUAACGUCGAAUCAUUUGGCACUAGCUACGGCCGAAUUAGUAAUGUGCAUUGUCCUGGACAGUGAUGCCGAUUUAUCAAACCCUCGAUGGCAUUUCUGGAGGCGUAUUAUAACAGAUGGUAUUAACAUUCCAAUAAGAAUUUACGACGAUGAGAUCAACGUGCUAAGAUCAACUAUGAUCUCUCACGUUUUGGAGUCAGAGAAAAAGCAUACGAAGGAGGAGACGGUGAAAAAAAGAUAUGGUCACAAUAGAUACGGUAAUAUUUCGAACUUUCUUCUAGAGAAGAUAAAGAAGAUACCGCCUGAGAAUUAUUCGAUUUCUAUGUAAUCUCUUUUCAUUGGUUUUUAUUUUUUGACCAUUUUUCUUUUUUAAUACCUUUCGCCACUACGUCAUUUGUACCAAUCAUCCGUUGUGUGUAUCCGUUUAAGUGGGAUCAAAAGAAAAAAAAAAAAAAAAGAAAAAAAAGAAAAAAAAAAAAGAAAAAAAAAAAAAAAAAAAAAAAAAAGGAAAAAAAAAAAAAGUUUAAUUUAUUAUUUAGUUAUAAGAUUAUAAGAGGAAAAGAAAUAUUUCGAUUAUAUUGCACUUUAUUUAGCUCUGAUUAUAUUCAUUAAUGUUUCAAAUCGAAUCGCAUAGAUGCUCGUUCAUAUACACACCCACACAUUAUCACUUGAAUGUUAUACAAGUACGUUAAAGAAAUAUAAUAUAUUCGAUCGAUCGUCAGUUUUGUUUGUAUCACCUUUUUAACUCCCGCCAUUUUAUUUACAUACGUUCUUGAAAUAAUUAAAUCAGUAUCGGUACACACAUUCCGUGUCUAAAUAUGUAGGUAUAUAAUGCCUUUCAUCGAUUAUUUAUCAUCUCCUUAUUAACGGGUUCUUAAGCCUUGAUCUUAUAAUCCGCUUUUGUCGUAGCCCACGUGUUCCAUUGGGUCCAUGAAUUGUCGACUGAGAUAAGAUUUGUUGCGUCGUCCUGGUCGACGAGAAAAAUUGAUUCGUGAUAAAAUACAUUGACAAGUUUUAUCCAUCCAUUUACGCAUAUAAAGAUAUAUAAAUAUGUGUAAUAUGUAUGUACAUAUGCAUAUGGCUUACCUUGAACAAUACGUUGGGAUGGCCACCCCAGCUACCGAAUAGCCGUAAGAGAUCUGGUUUCUUAGAGUAUAUCGUACUGGCUGCCAAAACACCAUGUUUCAAUUCGUCCAAAGCAUGUACCGUUUUUCCAGCAGAGCUUAAAAUGAUGCGCGGUGGUUCCAAUCCCAGAUUGCAUCUCGACCAUUCCUUAACCGGUGCUAAACCACCGUCAGGACAGACCAACAUAAAGUCGGAUGUCUUCACGCCACCUUCAGUCUCGUUCUUCUUAUCUACGAAUUAGUGAUUAAUAAAAAUUUUAGAAGAAAUAGUAUUGAAAUAGGAUAUGAAAAAUGAAUUGUUGUAAAUAUUGACCAAUUUCCAUGAGAGCAGGUAGAGGCAAGAAGGCCACAUCACCCUUGUCCGAAGUCAGACAUCUAAAGCAAAAGGAUAAUGGUUUCGUUUAUUAGGAAUGAAAUUGUAAAUAACGAUUUCUUUAUUAAUUAAUACAACAUAGGAUAGCAAAAUGCUUACUUGAUAGCACCUUGACCUCCUUUAAAGGCUUCCGCCUCGGUUGGUUUACACUUAGUUGCCUCGGUUACUUUGUCGUCAUUGGAUGCAAUGUUACCAACACACUGCUGACACAAUUUCGAUCCUGGCUGUGCGCCAGGCGCGCAGGAGCCAUCAAAGAAUUCUGUUAGAUCAUCUUCCGAGGUAAUCAAAUUUGCUUUCUUAAGAGCGUGAACCGGUGCCAACCAUCCAGCAAAGUCGUCUUGGUAACCACUGUGGCAAGAUCGUUUGCCUCUCAAAUCGCCUGGAAAAGGUUUAAAAUGUUUAAUUUCUUUUUCCCCCGAUGAUCUUUUAAUAAGGGGAUAAAGCACGAUUAUUAUUUACCAAGUGCUUUGAUAGGGCUGCCUUUUUUAACAACAACAACUGCCGGUCUUUCGCUAUAUUUCGUCGAGCCGCUUCCAUAAAUUUCUGAAAUAAUCGGUUGCGCAUUGAAUUCCGUUAUUGCACGUAGUACCGAUCCACCAUCAACGACUACUAGAUCAGCCCCAUCAUCUCUGACCGCUACCAAGCAGGCAUCCUGAGUCUUCUCCAACAAGCAAAUCAGUCUGGGUCUAGCAUCUCUAAUGGAUAGAUAAUACAAGGAUCAGUCAAUUGCCCUUCGUUAGAUUUAUUAUUUAAACAUUUCAAGGAUAACAAUCACCUUGAGUGAGCUGCUCUACUUAAGGCACGACACUUGUUCAGAUCAUUCUGAGUCCAUACACACCAGCGGGCAUUCCUUUCAGGUGCACCCGAGUUCCUUUCGAUGACGUCCAAGUAUUUGGCGUUCUUCAAAUGUUGUUCAGGAGCAAUCGGCGACGAGGCAACAGCCAGAGUUUUUUCAUCUAGCAGCAACAAAUCUUUCCACCAAGCAGCCUUUUCCUUUUCACCCAAUUGUCCUAAUUCGGUUAAUUCCUGAGGACGUACAUUGCAUUACAUUAAGCCU
Vespa velutina is the source of this 4364-nucleotide messenger RNA. RefSeq lists its product as uncharacterized. The record is from RefSeq and is a predicted model, not a curated record. The transcript has 9 exons. The coding region runs from base 156 to 2138 and encodes 660 amino acids. NCBI's taxonomy places the organism in Eukaryota, Metazoa, Arthropoda, Insecta, Hymenoptera, Vespidae.